AAUAGCGCAAAAAAUAAAGAUUGUCCGAAUACGUUCAUAAGUAUUACUUAGAGUUGUAUUAGUGUCAGUAGGAUCGUUUGUUUUUCUUUCCUACUUUUUGAUACACUAUGUACUGUCGCGGAUUUUGUCUUCAUUACGGUACUAAAAAUCAUUAUAUGGGUCCUUAAUGAUGUUGUCCUGUACUGUUCUUCCCACUGUAUCUUCAGGCCAGACAUAAACCUACCCGGAAGCUAAACGGUACCCUUCAUGGGUAUCAAGGGUCUCCUUCCAUUCUUAAAAAAUGCAUCAGCUCCAAUUAACCUGGCUGACUUUAGUGGCUAUGUUGCUGCUGUGGAUGUUUACUGUUGGAUCCAUAGGUCUUCAUAUGCAUGCGCUUCUGAUCUAGCACUUGGGAUCCCGACUGACCAGUACGUCCGGUAUGUUAUUAAGUACAUCAACCUCAUGAAGUCAUGUAAUGUUAAACCAAUCCUUGUCUUUGACGGCUCAGAUUUGCCAUCCAAGGCUGAAACGGAUUUAAAACGUCGAGAGACCAAGGAGUUAAAUCGAAAAAAAGCUGCAGAAUAUCUAAUGAAGGGAGAUAAAGCAGCUGCACAGGAGUGUUUCGAAAGGUCCGUGUUUGUCACUUCUGAAAUGGCGUACGAGGUUCUUCGAGCUGCUCGUAACAUGGGUGUUGAUUGCGUUGUCGCACCAUAUGAAGCAGAUGCUCAACUAGCGUAUCUUAAUCGAACGGGUUAUGCCGACUUUGUCAUCACUGAAGAUUCUGAUCUAUUAUUAUUUGGAUGUAGACAGGUUGUAUUCAAACUUGAUUUAUCGGGAUCUGGGGUUCUUGUAGCAGCCGCAUCGGGUAUAUGUGAAUGUUGUGGAAUUCCUGCUAGUCAAUUUACUGAAUCGAAAUUUAGGUAUAUGGGUAUUAUGGCUGGCUGUGACUAUUUUAGUGGAAUUCCUGGCAUAGGAUUAAACACUGCUGCUAAAAUAUUACGUCAGACCCGCAUUACAAAUUUCAGAGAGCUGUUGUUGAAAUUGGGGUUUUAUACCAAACUUAGUAAUAAUGCUCUUGCGAAAGAUGAUACAGAAGUUGUGAAUACUGAAAAUACUCGUGGCAAACGACAAAACGUAAAAACUAAUUAUAAUAAAAGUUCCCAAAUAAGUGAAUCACUUCUUAAUGCAGCUGUACGUGCAGAGCGAACGUUUCGACUUCAAGUCAUUUUUGAUAUUGCAUCUAGGUGUCAGAAGCGGUUCAGUGAACCUACUCCUGAGGAUAUUGAUGAGGAAUUACAUAAUUUAGAUGAGUUAAAAGGAUCAGAUGAGGACGAAGUUGACCUUUUUAGUUAUGCAGGACGGGUUUUAAAAGACAAUGAGAAAGCAUUCAACCGAGCUCUUGGAAAUAUCAGCUAUUCUGAUGAUACCAUUAUAGAUAAUUACUAUCCUUGUACAUCAAAAAAUGAUUCAAUGCAAGCAAAUGGAGCCAUCAUUGGACAUUCAACUAUUCAAACUAAAAUGCAAUCAUCAGGACCACGACCUAAUCCAGAUCGUUUAAAAAUAAGCAUAUGGGAUAAAAGUUAUCCUAUUCAGAAAUUUUGGCUUCGUCGUUCUCAAAAUGGUUGCAUUGAACCCGUUUCAGAUUUCUUGUCAAUUGAUUCAGACUUUUCUUCUUCUGAGAAAGAAAAUAAAAACCCUGUUGAGAAAUCAACUAUAAGGAAAUUGGAGUUGAAGAAGACACACUCAACUUGUGGACGUCGAAUACUGGUUCCUGCAGCUAUUCAACAAAGUUUUAAAAACCUAAAAAACAGUAUAUCUGUUCCGCAAAUUGAACAUCAGGAUUCUCCUAAACGCCCAUGUCCUGGACUCUAUAACUCCACAAUUGAUGACACUUCCGAUGUUUUGCGAGUUUACGGUCAAACGGAAGAAAUCCUAGAUACACCUAAACUGAAAGAUCGAAAUCAUCUUCCAUCUUCUAUUGUUUCUGCUUCUGGUUACUUUCCAAUUCCAGAAAAAAGUAAUGAUGUUCCAAAAGCUAUAGACGAUGUCAUCAAUUGUCCACCGAAUGAUGAUGAUCUUGGUCGUUCUCAAACUUCUCGUAGCCCAGUAUUUUUCAAAGCUAAUUCAAAUCCUUUUCGAAUAGCCUCCGAAUCGUAUUUAUGUAAAUCAAAAGAGAAAGUGGAUAAUAAUUUCGAUAUUUCUGUAAUGUUAAAUAAUGAACGUAAAGACUAUUCUUCCAUUGUUGUCAGCAGUAAUAUGCAGUCUGUCUGUCGACGCUCAUUGGAUUUCAAAUAUUCUCAAUACAAGAAACCCUGUCAACCUCUGUGGGGAAAUUCUACAUUGAUUGAGUCAAAUAAUAAACAGUCAAAUUCUUCAGAUUCUCUGACACCUGACCUUAACAAAUCGGAAACUGAGUUGCAAGAUAGCUCCUCUUCGACCGAGUCGUCUCCAAGUUUUUUAAAUUCUCAUAAAGUUGCCUCUCAUACUUCAAGCCUACCAAAUGGGAAAAUUACUUGUGAUCGCCUCUCGCAAAUCAGUAAACAAAGUCCAAGUGUACAAAAUCCUCACGUUCCCGAUAUUGCACUACCGAACGCAAGCAUUCUAGAUUUAAAACACAAUAGCAUUUCAAAACUACCAAGUAACAAUCUUAAAAGUAAACACCCUUCGCAUUCCAAGAUAUCUGGAAAAAAUCGUUUACCAUCUGUACAAUCUUCAACUUUGGAUUCUUUUUUUCAGAAAUGGAAAUUUAAAUAAACCUACCAAUGCUUAAAUUUUCUUUUUCUUGUAUAUAUAAAAGAGUAUAUACAUAUCUACAUAAUUACUGCUUGUGUUCCUAGAUCUAUUGGUAUAUUUUUUUUAGAAUUAAAUUCCUUUCCUUCCUACUAGUCUAAUUACGCUAAAGUUUUUGGCUUUGUCUUUGUUUCUUACUGCUUACUCGUAAUUUCGAUUCAGAAUUUCCACCUCAGCUUCUGAUCAACAUGAAUAUAUUUUUUAGAAGGGUUAUUUAAAAUGUCAAUAGCAGUUAUUUUGUAAACAAAAUGAUUAUAAGAGUUUUAUCUACUAAAGGAAAAAAUAAUAGUUAUUAGUACUACUCAA
This is a messenger RNA of Schistosoma rodhaini, 3075 nucleotides long. The record is from the annotation of a GenBank genome assembly. Lineage: Eukaryota; Metazoa; Platyhelminthes; Trematoda; Strigeidida; Schistosomatidae.